Molecule: messenger RNA, 691 nt
Organism: Solanum pennellii
Lineage: Eukaryota; Viridiplantae; Streptophyta; Magnoliopsida; Solanales; Solanaceae
Product: mitotic-spindle organizing protein 1B-like
Exons: 2
Coding region: 168-404 (78 amino acids)
Biological process (GO): microtubule nucleation by interphase microtubule organizing center; gamma-tubulin complex localization; mitotic spindle assembly
Cellular component (GO): centrosome; gamma-tubulin ring complex; interphase microtubule organizing center
Source: RefSeq, a predicted model, not a curated record
UUUUUUCUUUUUGUAAAUAUUAAAAACCUAGGCCUCAAAUUACACAAUUUCAUUUUCAAACCGAAAUUUGCCCAAAUUUUUGCCCGUUCUACAGUGCAGCUAUCUUGCAACAGCAACCAAAAUAUCAUCGAUUCGCAGAAAAAGGAAGCAAAAUCUCAAUAUCUCGAAUGGAUCCGGAGGCUGCACGUACAGCUCGUGAUUCACUGGAGCUUGUAUUUCAUAUGUCGAAUAUUCUGGACACUGGCCUCGAUCGUCACUCUCUUUCUGUUUUGAUUUCCCUCAGCGAUUUGGGUCUUAACCCUGAAGCAUUGGCUGCUGUAAUUAAAGAGCUUCGCCAAGAAAACCCCUCGUCUGCACCUGCUUCUGCUUCUCAUCAAAGGACAAUGCCCCCCUCAGUGCCUUAGCCAGGUUAAUCUUUAGUGGAUUUGUCAAAUUUCAGGAAAAGCUCUUGGUUUUCGGCUUCUUUUUUUCUCACUGUUAAUUUUGUGUGUAGUUUCUCUCUGUCUUCAUUGGGUAUUAAGCACAAGGUGUAAUGUAUUAUGCUGCUUUGUCUCUUUACCAAAACAAAGUAGUUGUGUAUGCUUGUUAUUGACUGUAUGUUCUUGUAAUGUGCAUUAGCUGAUAUUUAUUGACUUCAUUUGUAGUUUAAAUGAUUAUGGUUGUCCAAUCCAAAGAUUGGAUUUUUAUUUAA